AUGGCCGGCGCGAAGAGGUCUCGGGGACGUCCAAAAGCUACGGUGUCUCCGGUGCCAACUCAACCCUCACCACAUGUGGUUCAAUCCAUGGUGAAUACAGAGAAACAAGAUGAAGAAGGAGAAUCAGAGAGAAACAAGAAUGUAGGGGAGACUGAAGACGAAAAUGUGAAGGGGGAAACCCUAAAAGAAGACCAAAAUGGGAAACUGGAAAACCGAAAGUUAUGGGUUGAUGUAAUCAGUGAGAAUUGGAACCCGACAAAGGGGAGAAGUAUGGAAUAUGUCACCCCUAAGGUCAUGAAGGAGAAAUAG
Molecule: messenger RNA, 309 nt
Organism: Lathyrus sativus (Indian pea)
Lineage: Eukaryota; Viridiplantae; Streptophyta; Magnoliopsida; Fabales; Fabaceae
Source: the annotation of a GenBank genome assembly